CCACUUCAAGUUUAAUUGACGCACAAUGGAAGGCUGACACCUUUCAUUGUUGGAGUCACGUCUUUCGGAGGGGUUUGCGGAUUUUCAACUCCUGGCGUAUACACGAAGGUGUCUUCCUAUCGCGAUUGGAUUAUUUAUACGAUGCAAAACCACGGAUCACAUGCAAACGAGUUGAUUUUGAAUGCCACAUUCUGUUCAUUGCCAUUUGUAAGUUUUCGUGACUAUGGGGAUGCCGUUAUCGGUAAUAGAAAUACAAUCCAUCCGUAUUUUUCUGGAAACCCAGCACUGAGACAUGUUCAAGUUGAAAAACUUCCUCGACACGUAGUAAAACUUUCCUGGCACUUUGGAGGACGUGAUGAUUGCUACGGUGUUAUAAUUGACGAAACUACGGUUUUAACAUUGGCUGAAUGUGUUUUUCAUAAUAAGAUUCCCGUUGAUCAUAUUUUAUACUUGGAAGAUGAAAAAAUGAACGUUACCAACAUUCACAUUCAUCCUAACUAUGCUAAUGGAUCUGGAUAUGAUAAUAUCGCAAUUCUGUCUCUGGAGCAUUUGCUGGAUGUUAGAAAAGUUCAACCUGUAUGCCUUUGGCACGAACAGGAUAUACCAUUCAAUGAAGUGCACGUUUUCGGAAAUGGUAGAAAAGAUAUGAAUAGUUUCCCUGGAUUACCAAGGCUUGAUCCCACAAUAGCUUUACUUAAGUCUCGUUUAGCUGUCCAGAAUUCAUCAACAUGUGUUAUUCCUAAUCUGUAUGAAUCCAGACUCAAAAAUGGAAUGCAAAAAGAGCACGUUUGCAUUGGGGAGGACUUCUUUUUGGUACCAAAAUCUUGUGACCUGUUGAUUGGUGGUCCAAUUGCUGGAACUGUGCGGCGCGCCGAUUCUGUAUAUCCUGCAGUUUUCGGAUUAGUGCAGUUUGGAAGAGACUGUGGUUUUGGAGAACACGCAGUUGCAACUGGAUUUGCUAAUCAUAUCGAAUGGAUGAAAUCUGUGCUAAAUAAUACUGAGAAAAAGAGCAUGAUUAAGUUUCUAGAUAAUGAUCUGCACGAGGGCGACGAAUGUAUAAAUUUUGAUAGUGAAAAAGCGGGUCUUUGCGUUGCUGUUUCGAAAUGUCCCCGGAAGUGGAAACAGUUUUUAUCCACUGGAAGUGUUCAAUUUUGUUCUUCCACGUCAGUGAUUUGUUGUCCACUGGAUGCAAUCGGAAGUGAAUCUAAUAUUCAUCAAGAUUUGGUCGCUUGUCCAGAUGUUGUACGAAAAGUUAAGCCAUCAUGGUUUGGAGGAUCACUGGUUUACAUUGGUUGGAUAGAGAAAGAUAUUUCAACAUUAAAAUGUUUGGGUUCUAUAAUCACAAAACGAGUUAUUUUGACUACAGCAAGUUGUCUUGGAGAAAUUGUACCAGAUUUUGUUAAACAGAUUUCAAACGCAACAAAUUUUCUAUAUAAAGUUAACACUACUUUCAAGCACCAUUUCUACAAUCCAACCGACAACAGCAACGAUAUUGGACUUGUGAAGUUGACAGAUGAGUUUAAAUGGACUCCAUAUCUGUAUCCCUCGUGCCUAUGGAUGAAUAAAACACACACUUCGUUAGUGAUGGAUAUACUCUAUCCACCUCAAGGACAAGAUUCUGCUUCACUGUUGAUGCUUUCAAAUGAGCGUUUAACUUUAGAUGAUUGCCAUCUUCGGUUUCACAAACUGGUAUACAGCCCUUUACCGAAACCAGCGUUUGGUCAUCCCGCGCGGUUGAAAGAAUUUGCUCACAUUGGAGCAAUCGGGUGGACUCAGUCGGAUGGCACCAUUUCGUGGAACUGCGGUGGAACACUAAUAUGGGAUAACUUUGUACUAACAGCUGCCCAUUGUGCCGUGGAUUUCAACAAUAAACGACCGGACGUGAUUAGAUUUGGGGAUUUGAAUAUCUACAGCUCCGAUGACGAUGAGUAUGCUCAACAGCUUAAAAUCAUUGAUGUUAUAAGACACCCUAAACAUCGGUAUGCUGCUCAAUACCAUGAUAUUGCAUUGAUGAAGUUGGAGAAAAAUGUUGCCCUUCAUGAAACAGUAGCUCCAGCAUGCCUUUGGACUGAUGAAGAAAUAAGAUUUAGAUCGUUAGAAGCAGCUGGCUGGGGCAAGACAGGAUUUGCCGAAGCACAGACCCCAGUGCUGCUGAAAAUAACCCUUAAACCAAUGAACAAUGAAGAGUGUGGUAAGAUUUACAUGAAUGAUACAAACCGCAGGUUACGCCUUGGUCUCCAGGAUCAUCAUAUCUGUGCUGUGGAUGAAAAAAUGGAUACUUGCGAGGGUGAUUCAGGAGGUCCACUUCAGAUUAAAUUGAUGCACAAUGGAAGGGUGACUCCUUUUCUAGUUGGAGUAACAUCGUUUGGGACGGUUUGCGGCACCUCAUCUCCUGGCGUAUACACGAAGGUGUCUUCCUAUCACGACUGGAUUAUCGAAACAAUGCGAACUCUUGGGGGAAACGUAAGCGAGUCCACUUUUAAUGCUACAUUUUGUGCAUUACGGUAUGUUCAUUUGAGAGAAUAUGAGGAUGCCGUUAUCACCAGUAGAACUGAUUCGUACGUCUCUGCAGACUCAAGCUUGCGACAUAUGAAAGCUGCCGACAAGCUUCCAUCGUACGUAGUGAAACUUUCUUGGGGUUCCGGAGGUCGGGAUAACUGUUAUGGUGCAAUAAUCGAUGAAACUACAGUUUUGACAUUGGCUGAAUGCGUUUUUCACAAUGGGGCUCCUGUUGAUCAUAUUGUAUACUUAGAGGACAAAAAGAUGAACGUAACCAAGUAUCACAUUCACCCUGAAUAUACCGAAGGAUCUGGGUAUAAUAACAUUGCAAUUCUGUCACUGGAGCAUUUACUGGAUGUACAUCAAAUUCAACCUGCAUGUUUUUGGCAUGAACAGGAGUUACCAAAGAAUGAAGUACACAUUUUUGGGAAGGGUAGAGAGGAUAUUAACACUUUCUGGCCGGGAAAUCCUUUGAUCGAUCCCACAAUAACCCUACUCAGGCCUCGGUUAGCUGUCCACAAUUCAUCUUCGUGUGCAAUUCCUGACCUGUAUAAACCCAGACUCCAGACUGGGUUAAAAAGGGAACUCGUUUGUACUGGGAAGGAUUUUUUUCUGGUACCAAAGUCUUGUGAUCUGUUGGUUGGUGGUCCCAUUGAUGAAACCAUGUGGCGUGUAAGUAAUACCUAUCCUACAAUAUUCGGAUUAGUGCAGUUUGGAAGAGAUUGUGGAUUUGGGGAACACACCGUUGCAACAGGCUUUGCCGAUCAUCUUGACUGGAUGAAAUCAGUGAUUUUAGCUAAUCAUACCGAAGGAAAUAGUGCGCUUCAGUUCCUAGAUCACGAGCUGCACGAAGGUGACGCCUGUGUAGAUGAUAACAAAUCUGGUUUUUGUGUUGCUGUUUCUGGAUGUCCACGACAAUGGAGGCAAUUUUUAUCCACACGACGUAUUCAAUUUUGCUCUUCCACCUCGGUAAUUUGUUGUCCAUUGGAUGCAAUCGAAAGUACAUACGAUAUUCAUCCGGAUUUAGUCGCUUGUCCAAAUGUUGUACGAAAUAUGAAAUCGAAGAUGACUACAGGAUCACUGGUUCACAUAGGCUGGGUCGAGGACGAUAACAGUUUGACAUUCAAAUGUAUAGGUUCUAUCAUCACGAAAAGCAUAAUUUUAACUACAGCCAGUUGUCUUGGAGAAAUUGUACCAGAUGUUGUAAAAUUGAUUUCGAACGAUACAAAUUCUUAUUAUCAAAUUAAUGCUACUCUUACACAUUACGCCUACAAUGCAACCGACAACAGUAACGAUAUCGGUCUCGUGAGGUUGAGAGAUGAAUUUAAAUGGAGUUCGGAUGUGUACCCAUCGUGCCUAUGGACAAAUAAUACGCACACUCCGUUAAUAUUGGAUAUGGUUUUUCCAAGUGGACCCGUUGACGUAUUCUAUCGACGCGUGCUAGCGAUGUAUAAUUCGGACUGUCAGAGAACGAACGCUUAUCAGUUAACAGAAAGUCAGCUCUGCGUGCGAGAUCCUCGGGAUAAAUCCACCUGUCCGGGAUUGCCCAGCAUAUUGCACUGGCAACGGGAUGAUGGAGUUAUAUUUGCUGUUGGCUUGUCAACAGUUCUACCGGAUUGUGAUGAGCGCUAUUAUAUGAUAUACACCAGAUUUUCAGCCUACUCUCAAUGGAUAAGCAACAUUCUCCAAAAGUUGAAUUGAUUAGAGAAAUUUUGUCACUCCAUUAUAUUAUGCAUUAUAUUAGGGUUAUACAUCCAUAGAUGUUUAGUUAAACGAAUAUGCUAGGAAAAUGAUAUACGUUGUAAUUUCCUAUGAAAUUCAUUUGUUUGUAACGAAUUAAACUUUUAUGAUUCUUUUG
This is a messenger RNA of Wyeomyia smithii (pitcher-plant mosquito), 4357 nucleotides long. RefSeq lists its product as uncharacterized. NCBI's taxonomy places the organism in Eukaryota, Metazoa, Arthropoda, Insecta, Diptera, Culicidae. The record is from RefSeq and is a predicted model, not a curated record. The transcript has 16 exons. Gene Ontology annotation, biological process: proteolysis. The coding region runs from base 142 to 4200 and encodes 1352 amino acids. Gene Ontology annotation, molecular function: serine-type endopeptidase activity.